Molecule: messenger RNA, 597 nt
Organism: Solanum dulcamara
Lineage: Eukaryota; Viridiplantae; Streptophyta; Magnoliopsida; Solanales; Solanaceae
Product: F-box protein PP2-B10-like
Exons: 4
Coding region: 1-597 (198 amino acids)
Source: RefSeq, a predicted model, not a curated record
AUGGAAGAAUUAGUUGAGUUGUGGUUGCUUGCUGGUUCCUCUGUUUCUCAUCGCUGGCUAUUGUUUGUUUAUUUGGGGAGUUUUGAAGAACUUUUGAAUAUAGUUGGGGAAAUGAUCGAUCAGUUCAAAGUUGCUGCUUCUAGUUCAUUAUCUGACAAAUUGGUUUUGGUUUCAGUUGAGGAAUUCUCUGAAGUGGCAUGUCUUGGCUAUGCAUGUUGGCUGAAUAUUUGUGGAAGAAUAGGAACAAAAGUAUUGUCACCAAAUACAUAUUAUGUUGCUUAUUUGGUGUUCAAAUUGGUAGAUAUGUACCAUGGAUUUGAGCCUAAUAAUUACACUAUUAUGUUAGUUAAUUAUCAAAGAGAAAUUGCCACUAAAGAACAAAUCAACACUGUGAGACAAAUCAACACUAUGAGAAUUGCAACAUUUCCCAAACUGAGACGAGAUGGAUGGAUGGAAAUAGAAUUGGGAAAUUUUAAUAGCAAGGAAAGUAGUGAUGGUCCUGUUGUAGAAAGAUUAAUUAAGAUUCAACGUUUUGAUUACAAACCAAGUGGCCUCAUCGUUGAAGGAAUUGAGUUUCGUCCUAAAACAAUCGAAUAA